This is a messenger RNA of Rhodofomes roseus, 1479 nucleotides long. RefSeq lists its product as uncharacterized. The coding region runs from base 1 to 1479 and encodes 492 amino acids. NCBI's taxonomy places the organism in Eukaryota, Fungi, Basidiomycota, Agaricomycetes, Polyporales, Fomitopsidaceae. The record is from RefSeq and is a predicted model, not a curated record. The transcript is spliced from 4 exons.
AUGGAGCUUGGGACCAUUCGGUGGACCGAUCGGCUGCCCCCGGAAGUCUGGCAGAUCGUUCUCAGCUUCACGACCUUUGGCACAAACCGGAACUGUCUAUCUGUGUCCAAGCUCUUUCACAAUCUCGCCGCUCGCAUGCUCUUUUCGUCACUUCGCAUCCAGUUUGGUUCGUGGAGGAUUGCUCUCCGCUGUGGCCCGGGAAAGCCUUCGGCUGAAGAAAGUUUCACGAACGUGUGCAAACCAUACGACGUGCUCUUACGCGUCAUCAAUGACCCCGUCUUUGCCUCGUACAUCAAGCAUGUCGACAUCCUCCCAUUUGGGCGCAUGGUCGCAGAAUCCAAAAUAGGCACACUCACGCAGGCUGUCAGCGCCAUGUACAAUCUGCGGUCGUUCACGUGGCACAACUGGAACCAGGUGUAUAUGUUCCCUAGCAGCCAGCUACUGGAAACAUUGGCAUCAAAAUGUGGUCAUCUUCGCGAAUACAAGCUCCCAUUCCAGAGUUUGCAUAUGCUGCACGCUCUCCAGAGCAUGCCAGCAACGGACAUCUAUCUAUGCCGCUAUGACAGAGGAGCCUCAGAGUUCGAAGAGGAGCUGUACGACGCUCACCGCGAGUCCUUCGUGUCACUAUUGGAGGCACGCAGAGGAUCAUUGGCUCAACUCUCCCUGUCAAGUCCGGGAAUCCGGGACUGCCCGACAUAUAUACUGCAGGAUUUGACCCAUUUGACAAUCUGCAUUGACGAGGAACGUAACAUUGCCGUCAUAUUCCGUCACUGCACUCGACUCGAGGCGCUGUUUCUCGAAAUCACCAAGGAUAUCCCACAUACGGUUUUCACCGCCGCUAUUGCAGAGGAUCCCUCGGCGCUUCCUCUUUUGACGCAUCUCAAGGUGUUCCUCUCUCCCGGAUGCAAUCGGGUGGAUUCUUGGCCGAUUGCGAACUUCAUUCGGUCGAAGAAGAAACUACGAUGCCUGGAUUAUGUCGACAAAUUCAACAGCAUCAUGCAGCAGAGCCGUGUCUUGUCAGCGAUCAAGUCUCUGUCUACGCUGGAGGUUCUCGGCCUCAGCUUUACACAGGAGAUCCUUGAGCCAAUAGAGUGGACCUUCUUGACCCGGACGAUUCCCAGAACCGUAACCGCUCUGCGGCUCUCUGUCGACUACGAUGACUUGGGUCGGCACUGCGAGUGGAUUGAUCUAUGGGCGAGCCUUCCUAGGCUAUCCUUCGCGCACGUUGCCGACUUGAGGUUUCACCCGAUUGUGGGAACGCGUGCGCUUGCUGCUGCAGCCAAGUCUCUCAGACUUGUCGGCCACCAUUCCUACUUUCGCGAGGUUUAUCGCACUGGCGAUAAAGUCACGUUCAGCAAACCAUGGUCUCCCACUAAGGUCAAAUUCCGGAUGGCUGCUGAAUUUGGAUGUGACGACUGGGAAUGGUUGAUGCGCGAUCAUAGACUGCAAUGGAUACUCCGGGAUUCGGUGGGCCACUGA